UUUUAUGUAAAUGUAGGACUUGUGUCCUGGUUUAGCUUAUGUGGUUUGUAGAUAUCGGAACGUCAGCAUAUGUGACGUUUUGAUAAUGUUGCAUUUGAUUAACGCCAAUGUUUGAGUAUGUCAUGGUGAUUUUGUAUCACGCUCUGCUCUCAGAAUAUAGACACUUUAUCAUUCUAGUCCCUUUCCAUGUAACGCGUACGUUCGUGGAUCUUUAAACAACUCGCAACAAGCUCGCCGCGUGCAUGACUUGAAGAUCGUAGAUUGUGCGGUUUACUCGAACAGCCCGUUUUUUGUGAGGUCAUCAACGGGGGACCAAGUCACAUUGUACAAGAGGACGCGGCAGAAGUACGAAGUGAUGUUUGGUGAGAAAGCUUUCAAUAAAAAGUUUCAGGAUGGACUCCUUGUACAGUCCGUUAACUUUGGGCAUGCUAGCCGGGGUCGGUUGUGGACUCUGCCUUGGAUGGUACCUCCGAGGUCGACUCAGUCGGCCCCCCCGUGGACUGGUGGCAGCUUGUGGAAACGCCAGCAGUGCCAAUGAAAGCAGCAUUAUGGGAGAGAGUGGCGAAUUCAAAAUGAUCCUUGUAGUCCGGACUGACCUUAAAAUGGGCAAAGGCAAAGUGGCAGCCCAAUGCUCUCAUGCCGCAGUGUCCGCUUACAAGCAGGUACAGCGCAGAAAUCCUGAUCUUCUAAAACAGUGGGAAUACUGUGGUCAGCCCAAAGUAGUGGUCAAGGCACCAAAUGAAGAAUGCCUUUUAGAACUGUUGACCCAUGCAAAAGAAGUUGGGUUGCCAGUCAGCCUUAUUCAAGAUGCUGGAAGAACCCAAAUUGCACCAGGUUCAAGGACUGUUCUUGGGGUUGGCCCAGGGCCUGCAGAUCUUGUGGACAAAGUAACGGGACACUUGAAACUAUACUAGACACUGAGGUCACUAGAGACAGCAUCCCCUAGAUUGUCCAACAUUUUCUAGAAUUGUGCAAAUUCUCCAUCUACGUUUUUUGAAAAGGACGAAAUCUGAGUGGAUUCUGGAUGAAAUUAUGUACUAUCAAAGAAAAACAUAACACAGCUUUGUGCAGUUUGACCAUUUAUUUUAAGAAGCAAGUAAUUCACCUCUUCCAUAUGAGUACAUUUUGUUUGCAUUGUAAAUGUAUAUAUACAGAGAUGGGUCUUCUAGCUUCAGGUUAAAUCAGGCAACUAUGAAUCCUUAAACAUCUUUGUUUAAAAUCAUCUCCAAAAUAAACAAUUUCAAAAUGUUUGACUUCCCUCAAAUACCCAGUGGAGACCUGAAUGAAUCCUGGAAUUCCUGUAACUGCAGCUUUAGUGAGACCAAAUUACUCAAUGCUUUGUGCUAAUAUUCCUGCUCUAAUGGCUGUCAGCUCUACAAUACUGCACAGAUUUCAAUGCCCAUUUCCAAAACCAGCAAAAUGGAUACUAAAAUUAAAUCCAUGUGAUGCCUCAUAUUUACCCUCCAUUACAGAUUGUACACUCAAUGUUUCUCACCUAUGCGUAAACAGUACUGUCCACUGGGUAUAAUAUAAAGGGAAAAAUAAGACAAAGCCAAUGAUCUACUGUCAUAGCAGCAGUAUUAGUCAAAACAAGAAUGAGUGACUGGAGCAGUACAUGUCACAUAGCACAGUUUGCACCAGAGAAGCCUUUGUUUAUAUGCAGGGGGGGGGGUGUCAUUCAAGGUUAUUCUGCACAAAUCAAAUUUAUAUAGCAUGUGCAUGGUUUAUAUAGUUUAGGCCAUGAAGCAAAUUUUAAGUUUAAUUUUAAGGGCAUACAUAUCUUCCCAAAUUAAUUGCCAACUUUUACGUGUGGAGGUGUGAAACAUCACAAACACCAUGAUAGCCCGUUCAUCCACACAUGCACACCCACAGCAACAUGAGGAGAGGGACAAUAGUAACACACACACACACAGGGGUCUGUAUAAUAUUCUUUUUAAUUAUCCCUCACUAAAUGGAAUGAUCCCACAUGAAGAGCACUGGUUACUGCACAAGGAAAGGUCAUCUGUAACAUCGUAAAUAACAGGGGAAAAAUGUUCGUUUUCUACGCAAUUUUACCAGUCAAACCUCCACGGGCUGGGAAAAGAAUAAAUCUCACCUUUUUAAGUCA
Pygocentrus nattereri (red-bellied piranha) is the source of this 2107-nucleotide messenger RNA. It is a transcript of the gene ptrh2, whose product is annotated as peptidyl-tRNA hydrolase 2. The coding region runs from base 393 to 914 and encodes 173 amino acids. The record is from RefSeq and is a predicted model, not a curated record. Gene Ontology annotation, cellular component: mitochondrion; cytosol. NCBI's taxonomy places the organism in Eukaryota, Metazoa, Chordata, Actinopteri, Characiformes, Serrasalmidae. The transcript has 2 exons. Gene Ontology annotation, biological process: positive regulation of anoikis; negative regulation of anoikis. Gene Ontology annotation, molecular function: peptidyl-tRNA hydrolase activity.